GGCUGGCGAGUUCCUAGCGGGGCUGGGGGUGGCCGGGUUCGUGGUCCCUCAGAGCUCUGCCUCCCCCUCGGGGUUCCCAAUCCCCCCCGGAGCGGGGCCGCUUCUCUGAGGGAGCGGGUGAGACGUGUUUCCGGUCUCCAUAGUCCAGAAGGGGAAACUGAGGCUCGGAGCUUGCGUGGCGUGCGGGGGGCCUCAGUUCCCCCCCUUAGACCAGGACGGGGUGGGCCUCGUUUGUAUGGGGCAGCUGAGAGGCCCCCAGAGGGGGAGGCCGAGGCCCGCGGGGAGGCCGGCUGCCCAGGGUUCUCCCGGGCCCUUCGCCCUGUACUGAGCAGCUGUGAUCGCAAGCUCCUGGAGGGCAUACAGUAGGUGUCUAAUCAGUGCUUACUGAUUGAAGAACGGCCCUGGGGCUUAGCAUGGAACAGGAACUAGCCGGCAUCUUAGCUUUCGCGGAGCUCUGGCACUUACCGGUGCUAGGGGGAGGGGCGUGGAGUCUCAGACCUGGGCUGGAGGACCUGAGUUCAAAUUUCGCGCCUCUGAUGUUUACUGGCGAGCUGUGUGAUCAUGGCUAACAUAACCUCAACUUCUUCCUCUGUGAAACGGGUCCCCUGACAGCUCCUGCCCCCCAGUGUUGUGUGAGCCUCAAGCGACGGUGUUUCUAAAAAGCACAUUUAAUAGAAGCCUUAUGAAUGUGUUCAGUGCCAUUUCCUGAGGAAGUGGGUAGCUGGGAAGGGUCUGCAGCCACAUUUGAACCUAGAUGACACCCCCUAGUGGACUUUGGAUAGAAGCAGUCUUUUGGGAACUUUCACCACACUGCCUCUGCUUUGCCCACAGUAGUCAGCUCUUAGCCCCACCACAUUGUUUAUGCUUUGCACACAGUAGGCAGCUUUCUGCUCCCUGACACUGCUAUACACAUAGUAGGCAGCUCUCCACUCCCCCACACUGCCUCUCUGUUUUGCACACAGUAGACAGCUCUCUGCACACAGUAGGCAUCUCUUUGCUCUCCCACACUGCCUCUCUGUUUUGCACACAAUAGGCAUCUCUCUGCUCUCCCACACUGCCUCUCUGCUUUGCACAUAGUAGGCAGCUCUCUGCUCUCCCACACUGCUUCUCUGCUUUGCACACAGUAGGCAGCUCUUAGCCCCACCACAUCGUUUGUGCUUUGCACACACAGUAGGCAGCUUUCUGCUUCCCCAUACUAUCUGCUAUACACAUAGUAGGCAGCUCUCUACUCCCUCACACUGUCUCUCUGCUUUGCACACAGUAGGCAGCUCUCUGCUUUCCCAUACUCCCUCUCUGCUUUGCACAUAGUAGGCAGCUCUCUGCUCUCCCAUACUACUUAUUUGCUUUGCACACAGUAGGCAGUUCUCUGCUCUCCCACACUGCCUCUCUGCUUUGCACACAGCAGGAAGCUCUCCAUUCCCUCACGCUGCCUCUCUGCUUUGCACACAGUAGGCAGCUCUCUGCUCUCCCACACUGCCUCUCUACUUUGCACACAGUAGGCAGCUCUUAGCCCCACCACAUCGUUUGUGCUUUGCACACAGUAGGCAGCUUUCUGCUUCCCCACACUAUCUGCUAUACACAUAGUAGGCAGCUCUCUACUCCCUCACACUGCCUCUCUGCUUUGCACACAGUAGGCAGCUCUCUGCUCUCCCAUACUCCCUCUCUGCUUUGCACACAGCAGGCAGUUCUCCCAUACUACCUCUCUGCUUUGCACACAGUAGGCAUCUCUCUGCUCUCCCACACUGCCUCUCUGCUUUGCACACAACAGGCAGCUCUCCAUUCCCUCACAAUGCCUCUCUGCUUUGCACACAGUAGGCAGCUCUCUGCUCUCCCACACUGCCUCUCUGCUUUGCACACAGUAGGUGGCUCCUGGAUGUAGCUUUGCAGGGAAGCACUUUUUCUGAGGUCAGAAGGCAGGAUUAGGGAAGAAGUGACCAGAGGUGCCUCUCACUCCUCCCACACUUGCUAUGGAUGGGGCUGCCAGUGGAGAGUGACAGGCAAGUCCCACCACUGUCUCCCUCAGUUUCCUUAUUAGGUUUUUGUGGGGAUAGUCCUAGCCCCUGGUCCCAGAGUUGUGCGAGGAUUCAAGGAGGCUAUAUUUUGCCAGCCUUAAAGCAAGAUGGAGAUGCCAACUGUGGAGGACCCGGAGGGAGGCUGUCGAGGGGAUUCUUGGGAGGGCACGGCUGGGCUGAGAGCUUGGCCAGCUCUCCUGUGUUCUGCAAGGUGACUUUCUGCCCCCGCAGGCCUUCACGGAGCUGGGCCAGCCCCCAGCGCUCGCUCUCCCCGACAGUUGCAGCUCUGCGUUCCGAGGAGAGACAGGGCCCGGACCUGAACUGCCGCUGUGUGACAGAGAGGGGGUAGAGGCCCCUGGGCCUCCCAGAGAGUGGGGACAGUUGGCUGCUGGCCUGCUCUUGCGUCCUGCGGAGAACCGGAGGGACCGGAGCCAUGGCCUCGUCCAAAAGGCCCGAGGGCAGGGGCUCCCGAGAGGGCAGGGGCUCCCGAGAGCCUAGGGACUCCGAACACUGGGACUGGGGCUGCCCAGAGACCCGGAGCCAGCUGGAAGAGAUCUUCUUCGGGGACCAGGACGUCAUCCGCCGGGGUUCGGACGAGUGCCACAAGUUCUGGGCCUUUUUUGACCGCCUACAGACUUUCCAGAAGCUCAAACCUGGUCCAGAGGGCGAGCGGCCAGCCGAGGCCCAGGUCCCCCAGGGACCCGAGUGCCCGGCCCUGGCUGACCUCCCUGCCACUUACGACCCUCGCUACCGCAUCAACCUGGCCUUGCUGAGUGGGGAGGGCGAGCCCGGCCUGGGGCAGCGGGGGACCCGCAGCCGGCUGCCUCGCCACCGGCUGGCAGAGUUCCGCCGGGCGCUCCUCCACUACCUGGACUUUGGACAGAAGCAGUCUUUUGGGAAGCUGGCCAAGCUGCAGCGGGAGCGGGCAGCACUGCCCAUGGCCCGCUACAGGCAGCACCUGCUGCGGGCGCUCGGGGAGCACCAGGUGGUGAUCGUGGCUGGUGACACGGGCUGUGGCAAGUCCACCCAGGUGCCCCAGUAUCUGCUGGCUUCCGGCUUCAGCCACGUGGCCUGUACCCAACCCCGGAGAAUCGCGUGCAUCUCUCUGGCCAAGCGCGUGGGCUUCGAGAGCCUCAGCCAGUAUGGCUCCCAGGUGGGCUACCAGAUCCGCUUUGAGAGCUCGCGCUCGCCGGCCACCAAGAUCGUGUUCCUGACGGAGGGCCUCCUGCUGCGGCAGAUCCAGCGGGAGCCGACCCUGCCCCAGUACCAGGUGCUCAUUGUGGACGAGGUCCACGAGCGCCACCUCCACAGCGACUUCCUUUUGGGCGUCCUGCGCCAGCUGCUGCCCGUCCGCCCAGACCUCAAGCUCGUCCUCAUGUCGGCCACCAUCAACAUCAGCCUCUUCUCCAGCUACUUCAGCCACGCGCCGGUGCUGCAGGUGCCCGGGAGGCUGUUCCCCAUCACGGUCAUCUACCAGCCCAUCCCGAAGGAGGAGGUGCCGACCUCCAGGGCCGAGAAGCUGGACCCGCGGCCGUUCCUACGCGUGCUGCAGGCCAUCGACCACAAGUACCCCCCCGAGGAGCGCGGCGACCUGCUGGUGUUCCUCAGCGGCAUGGCCGAGAUCGGCGCGGUGCUGGAGGCCUUCCAGCCCUACGCCGCCCACACCAAGCGCUGGGUGGUGCUCCCCCUGCACAGCGCCCUCUCCAUCACGGACCAGGACAAGGUGUUUGACGUGGCUCCUCCUGGGGUACGAAAAUGUAUUUUGUCCACCAACAUCGCGGAGACCUCGGUGACCAUCGACGGCGUCCGAUUCGUGCUGGAUUCUGGUAAAGUGAAGGAGAUGAGCUUCGACCCCCAGGCCAAGCUGCAGCGGCUCCAGGAGUUCUGGAUCAGCCGGGCCAGCGCGGAGCAGCGGAAGGGCCGUGCCGGGCGCACGGGGCCGGGGGUGUGCUAUCGCCUCUACGCCGAGUCCGACUACGACGACUUUGCCCCCUACCCCGUCCCGGAGAUCCAGAGGGUGGCCCUGGAUGCUCUCGUCCUGCAGAUGAAGAGCAUGGGGCUGGGAGACCCCCGCCGCUUCCCCUUCAUCGAGCCCCCACCCGCCGCCAGCCUGGAGACGGCCAUCGCCUACCUGCGGGACCAGGGCGCUCUGGACGCCUUGGAGCACCUCACGCCCAUAGGGACCCUGCUUUCUCAGCUUCCCGUGGACGUGGUGAUAGGGAAGAUCCUGAUCUUCGGCUGCCUCUUGGACCUGGUGGAGCCCGUGCUGACCAUGGCAGCGGCCCUGAGUGUCCAGUCCCCCUUUGUGCGCAGCGCUCAAAACAACCUGGACUGCGGGACCGCGCGGAAGCCCCUGGAGAGCGACCGCGGGGACCCUUUCACCCUGCUCAACGCCUUCAACGCCUGGGUGCAGGUGAAAUCAGACCGCAGCGCCAACUCCAGGAAGUGGUGCCGCCGCCGGGGCCUCGAGGAGCACCUCAUGUACGAGGUCGCCAACCUGCGCCAGCAGUUCAAGGGGCUGUUGCAGGACCACGGGCUGCUGGCCCAGGCCAGGGUGACGCCAGGGGACAGCUACAGCCGCCAGCAGCAGCACCGGCAGCGCCGGGAGCUGUACCAGCUGAAGCGCCAGCACGAGGAGGGCGAGGGCAGGAAGCGGAAGGUGCUGCGGCUGGAGGCCCUGGAGGAAGGCGCCUCGAGCGACGAGGACGCGGAGGCGUCCAGCUCACGGGCAGGGGAGGGCACCUGCCACGUGGACAUCCAGGAUGUCAAGUUCAAGCUUCGCCAUGAUAUGGAUCAGCUCCAGGCGGCCGCCAGCUCUGCUCAGGACCUGUCCCGGGACCAGCUGGUGCUGCUGAAUCUCGUGCUGGGCCGAGGCCUCUACCCCCAGCUGGCCGCCCCCGACCAGUUCAACAGCUGCCGCAAGGACUCGGACCAGUUCUUCCACACCCAGAGCAAGCAGGGGGCCGUCCUUCACCCCACCUGUGUGUUUGCCAACAAUCCCGAACUGCUGCAGGGGGGCCAGGCCGAGGCCCAGGACAAGAGCCGAGAUCGGAAGGACGGCAUGAGCAGCGAGCACCAGCUCCUGGCCUUCGUUUCUCUGCUGGAGACCAACAAGCCGUACCUGGUGAACUGUGUGCGUCUCCCUGCCCUGCAGACGCUGCUGCUUUUUAGCCGGAGCCUGGACACGAAUGGCGACUGCUCCCGCCUGGUGGCCGACGGCUGGCUGCAGCUGCAGCUGGAGGGCAGCGAGAGCGCCAUGGGGCUCCUGUCGGCCGCUCUGCGCCUCCGCGCCCACUGGGAGGAGGCCCUGGACCGGCAGCUGGCCCGCCAGGCCCAGCCGCGAGGCGAGGAGAGGGCAGCCGCGGCCCUCAAGGCAGAGAGGAAGGCGGCGGCGGCGUUGGGCCGGGACCUGCUGGGCUUCAUGAGAUCCAAGGUGUCCUACAGCAUCCACAAGCUGACCGCCUUGGAGGCUCAGAACCUCUACGUGGGACCCCAGACCAUUGCGGCCGCCCCCCAGCUCCCGGGCCUGUUUGGGGAGGCAGCCUUGUCCCCAAACGACACCAAGGGGGGCUACACCGUCACAAGCUUCCUCACCUACAACUGCCUCAUGAGUGACACAGACUUGUACAGUGACUGCCUGCGCACCUUCUGGUCCUGCCCGCGCUGCGGCCUCUACAUGCCCUUCACCCCCAUGGAGCGGAUGUGCCACGAGAGCGCCUGUCAGGCGGCCCCCGAUGAGGGUGCCCAUGGGGCCAGUGAUGAGGAGGCCGACUCCAGCCGCCAGGCGUCCGCUCUGCGCAGGGCCUACCACUGUGAGCACUGCCAGAAGGAUUUGCUGCUCACCCCCACGGAGAUCCUCCGGCACCGCCGACUGCACGUGUGAGGGACCCCCAGGAGACCCCGAGCUGGGCUGGCGGCUCAGGGAGCCGGCCCUUGUACUCGGGGAAUAAAGUUGGCCUCCGCCUCUCCUCUGUCUCCGACCCCUCAUGCUGUGGCUGGGCCGGAUUCCUGGAAAGGUCCCGGGGGUCCUGUGCUCCAGGGCUGGCCCUUGAGGCCUGGAGUCUCUUUGCUGUCUUUCCCCGGCUGCCCCGUGGCCUGGUCUCCUGGCACGUUGGGGCCAGGAGGAUGCCGUGUCCUUUCAGCUCCCCGAGCUUCCUUCGGCCCCACGUCCAGGACUUUGGAGGCGUCACAUAGAGGGGAGAAACGUAGCCAGAUGGCCUCUCUGCCAACGCCCAAUGGACCGCCCGAAAGGGGGAGCCCCGGAGGGAGGACAAGAGUCAGGGAGGCUCCGGGACGGCCAGGGGAGCCACACUUGGUGGCCCUGAAAAGCCCAGCCACUGGCCCCACUUGCCUUGGCUCGGAUGGGGCCAUCGCUCCCAGAGGUCCUGGGGGCUGCUGCCUCUUCCGCAGAAGUGCCUGGAUCCCAGAUCUCGAGCUGCAAAGGACUCUGCAGGAGGGCACCGAGCCCCCCGGGCUGUCAGAGCUGGUGAAUUGGUUUGAUGGUAGAUGACCCCGGAAGAGCAGCCAGUUGUCCCGGUUGUGGCCGUGCCCCCUUCCUGAGGAGGAGCCCUUUGGGCAGUGCCACAGAUGCCAUCACCUUCCAGGCCCAGAGACAGUGGCUCCAUCAGCCCCCUCCUCAGGUGACAGGAGGCUGCAGAGCAUUCAGGGCUGGUCCUCAGUGCUCCCGGGCUAGCCUGGGCUCCCCAGCCUCCUGGUAAUCCUGCUGAAGCGCCAUCUUUGCUCACCCUCCCCGGCCCCAGAGUCCACAGAACCCAGAAAGGUGGGUAACUGUUCGAGGGCCUCGCUCACUGAAGGUCGGGAGAAGUCCUCUUAGGGCCACGCAGCUGGGCCGGCUUCCUGCCUCUGAGCUCCCGUCCUGUCAUCGGGCCCCAGGGUUCUCUGCAAAGUUCCUUCUUCCCAAAUGAGCGGCAGCGAGCCUGGCCCUUGUGCCCACAGGUGGGGGCUGACUUCGAGCCCCCAGGCAAGAGGAGAGAAGGCAGUGGCUCUGGGAAGCCUGGGAGAGGGGACACAGGAAGCCGCCCUGUUCUGCCUUAUUCUCUCCCUUCGGAUCUCGAGGACGGCUCGCGAGCACUGAGAAGGGAGCCGGGGCCUCCAAGCUUCGGGCCGGCUACGCCCAAAACGGGGCUGUGGGGACCGAGUGCGGUUUUGGGGCUUAUGGGGCAGGGUUCCUAGGCUGGAAGGUGAAGGCAGGAUUCUAGGUUCGGUCCCCACAAACCCGAGCAGAGCGUUUGCCGUCUUCAUGCUGUUCUUGGGAAAAGGGGCCGAGACAAGGAGUGAGACGUGAUGUACAUGUGGCUGGGGGACUCACAGCUAGUGUAGUGACUGACUCUCACGGAGAGAAGGUGCCAGGGGAAGGAUCCAAGGAUCCGCUUGGCCCCGGGCUAUUUUAGAUUCCUCCAUCGAUUCCUGGGGUGUGAAAAAGCAACCAAAAACCUUGGAAGAGAAACUGAUCACUUCCCAGCCAUGCAUCCGAAACCAAAGAGAGGGGCCGGGGCAAAAGGUAAAGUACGAGGGAUGGAAGCGCUUUUACCUGGACAAAAUCAAUGCGAGUAAGAAGGGAGGAGGUCGACUACGGGGGGGAAAAGUCUAUUGACUCUUCAGUUAGGGUCUGAUCCUUAAGCAACUAAUUUAUUUUUAAGGUUUUUGUAUUUUAUUUUCUAAUUACAUAAAAACAGUUUUUGCCAUUGUUUUUGUAAA
This is a messenger RNA of Antechinus flavipes (yellow-footed antechinus), 7730 nucleotides long. RefSeq names its product DExH-box helicase 34 (gene DHX34). Bases 2446 to 5895 code for a protein of 1149 amino acids. Gene Ontology annotation, molecular function: RNA binding; ATP binding. Gene Ontology annotation, biological process: nuclear-transcribed mRNA catabolic process, nonsense-mediated decay. The transcript has 17 exons. The record is from RefSeq and is a predicted model, not a curated record. Gene Ontology annotation, cellular component: intracellular anatomical structure. Lineage: Eukaryota; Metazoa; Chordata; Mammalia; Dasyuromorphia; Dasyuridae.